This is a messenger RNA of Ananas comosus (pineapple), 594 nucleotides long. RefSeq names its product ananain-like. NCBI's taxonomy places the organism in Eukaryota, Viridiplantae, Streptophyta, Magnoliopsida, Poales, Bromeliaceae. The record is from RefSeq and is a predicted model, not a curated record. The coding region runs from base 1 to 594 and encodes 197 amino acids. The transcript has 3 exons.
AUGUGGGCUUCGCCAUCGGCAGCUUCUGCUGACGAACCCAGUGAUCCCAUGAUGAAGCGGUUUGAAGAAUGGAUGGUGGAGUACGGCCGAGUUUACAAGGACAACGAUGAGAAGAUGCGCCGGUUUCAGAUAUUCAAGAACAACGUGAACCAUAUCGAAACCUUUAACAGUCGCAAUAAAAAUUCGUACACUCUCGGCAUCAAUCAGUUUACCGAUAUGACAAAUAACGAAUUUGUUGCUCAAUAUACUGGUGGUAUAUCUCGCCCACUAAAUAUCGAGAGAGAGCCAGUGGUGUCGUUUGAUGACGUAGACAUCUCCGCGGUGCCUCAAAGUAUUGAUUGGAGAGACUACGGUGCCCAUUUUUCUGCUGAUAAUCAUUGUGUUAUAACUACUGCUGUUUCUUCUCCCUACAUUGUUGCUGAUGCUGUUGUUGAUGCUGAUGCUAAUGGUGAUGCUGCGAAUGCUGCUGCUACUGAUGCCGCUACUUUUUUGCUGAUCACCACCAUCAUCAUUAGCAGCAGCAACACCAUCAGUGUCAACAGCAACACCAUCAUCAUCAUCAUCAGCAGCAGCAGCAGCAACCAAUUCUUGUAA